Alosa alosa (allis shad) is the source of this 2571-nucleotide messenger RNA. RefSeq names its product CDC42 effector protein (Rho GTPase binding) 3 (gene cdc42ep3). The record is from RefSeq and is a predicted model, not a curated record. The transcript has 2 exons. Bases 788 to 1930 code for a protein of 380 amino acids. Lineage: Eukaryota; Metazoa; Chordata; Actinopteri; Clupeiformes; Clupeidae.
GUUUUGGAGAGGCAGGACUUCCAGAACAGCAGCAGCAGCAGCAGAAGCAACACAAGAGUCAGUGUUGAGCGGAUCUUCUGCAGUCUCCUCCUCCUCCUCCCCCCUGUGCUGUGCUCACACCACACAGGCACCUUCCAUCCCAACACUCUCUUCUCACUCAGCGCUCGCCUCGGUGUCCACGGGAACAGAAGAGGCAAGGAGAGAAAGGAAAAAAGCAGUGUGUGUGUGUGUGUGUGUGUGUGAGAGAGAAGAGAGAGAGAGAGAGAGAGAGAGAGAGAGGGAGUAGCCGUGUGGAGACGGACAGGCACAGGUGCUGUGCCGAACGAGAGCCCGGGGAAGUGAAGAAGCGGCGAUUCGACUGAGCGUGCGACUCUGGAGCACAACGAGCUGAGCUGAGAGGAAUUCCAAAACAGCUGUCCGGCAGACGUCCUCUGAAACUGAAAGGGGCAGCGAGAGGGAGAGAGAGAGAGUGAGAGAGAAAGAGAGAGAGGAGGGGGGCUGCAACACUCUGCACUUCAUUUGGAGCCGGCGAGCGUCAAGCAGAACAGCUUGCUGUGGACAGAGCCAACGGGAUUAACCUCGAGGAGCUGCACAAGGUAAGAAUUGCAGAGAUUGCUGGGCUCGAGGGCAGACGUCUGACCAAUCGAGAGCCUCGGAGAGUCUGAGAAUGUAACUCCUGCCUCUCCCAGGGGAGACGUCAGCAUUGAAGACCUGACCGCAGCGUGAAGAGUGCCUCUGUUUUCAUUUUCAGCCCUCAAGUAUCCAGGAUACGGUGGAGUAAACAACCAUGCCGGCGAAGACGCCCAUCUACCUGAAAGCCAAACCCGCCAAGAGGGGCAAGAAGUUUCGGCUGCGGGACCUCCUGUCCCCCGACAUGAUCAGCCCGCCGCUGGGGGACUUCCGCCACACCGUCCACAUCGGGAAGGCCGGCGCACGGGACACGUUUGGGGACAUGUCCUUCCUGCAGGGCAAGUUCGAGCUACUGCCGGGGAAGGGUGAAGUGGCACGGACCCAGCAGCACAGCGGCCCACUGCACAGCGAGUUCCUGCGGGCCAACAGCGCCUCGGACGCUUCCUUCGCCGAGACACCGUCACCGGUACUGAAGAACGCCAUCUCCCUGCCCACCAUUGGCACCGGCCAGGCGCUCACGCUGCCGCUCCUCUCAUCCGGCGUCUUCCCCAUGGCCUCCGACCCGCUGGACGACCCUCUCGAGGCACUGACUGACCCUCUGUCCGGUCUAGAGAUCGGACAGGAAGAGGAGGAUGAUGAGGAGGAGGGGGAUGUCGUUUUUGACAGCGGCGCACUGGAGAUCCUACAGAUUGACUCGCUUCUGCAGUCCAUCACUAUCUUCGGCCGCGAGUCCAGCCCGCCGUCCGCCGAGCACCAGGAGAGGCCGGCCCUCACUAUCAACCUGGUGGAGACGCCUGACAAGCCACUGCCGCCACCGCCAAAGAAGAAAACGAAUCCAAAGCUCGGGAAGAUUCUCACCUUCGAGAACGGCUCCGAGAAGAAGCAGUCACCGCCACCAUUGCCCUCGUUUUUCAUUAGCGGUAACAACCAUAGCAACAGCAUCUACAAUGGCAAUGGCAUCUACAACGGCAAUGGCAACUGCAAUAGCAGCAGCAACUGCAACAACGGUGGCAACUGCAACCGCAGCGGCAACUUCAACAGCUCUCUCGGCCUCUACAAUGGCGACACCAUCCUCUGUGAGAAGGAGAGCAAUGGCAGCUGGGCAGACAGAGACAGCGGCGUGGAGGAAGGUCGCAUGUGUGACUUUGACUUUGAGCUGUCCAAGGAGAAGAGCAUCUCUCAGGAGUCUCUCACCCAAAUCACAGGCUCCCUGCUCUCACUCGAACUGGACUUAGGGCCCUCCAUUCUGGACGACGUCCUCAAUAUAAUGGACAAGCCCCAACCCGGAAUCAAGGCAUAAGUUUCAGAGACAAUUGGAGAGAGGAAAGGGAAUUACACGAACUGCAUGGCUAUGGGAAUAGAUGUUUGGCACGGGCCAGGCAAUGGAAAAUAGUAUGGCAUACUGAUGUUGGACUGUGGUGAAAAACGAACUCAAAAAGACAAGGAAGGGGGCAGACAUUUUUUUUACAGAGUUUUUAUCCUCAUCCUUAGUUUUUAAUAGAGUGCUGUUUGGAGGUUAUUUCUCGCUCUGUCUGUCUACGUUUUCCUCUUGUGUCACUGGUGUGGGACGAGCCGGCAUGAUUACAUUAACACAAAGUAGCGACAACACAGCCAUCGUGCCUUUUAUGUUGAGAUCCAAUUAUGUGCAAAAAGGUUGUUUUGUGUGCUUAGAAACAAUCCCGACUUUAGAUGUAGACUAAAAAGGUAGCGAGUCUGACAAGUGUGGACACCGUUUAUGCUUUCAUGCACAAAUACAAUAAUAUGAUAUGACACUAUGAUAAUAUUUCUUUUUUGAGAUAUGCAUAUGUGUGAUUUUUUUUCCCAAAGUUUAUCAAGAAAUGUUUUCAUGUACAUAUUUAUACUAUUUCAUUAACAGUGCUACAAGAGUGUGAAGUACACUUAUGCUAUUCUGUGGAAAUAAAAUAAAAUGAAAUUAGGAUG